Molecule: messenger RNA, 1750 nt
Organism: Actinia tenebrosa (Australian red waratah sea anemone)
Lineage: Eukaryota; Metazoa; Cnidaria; Anthozoa; Actiniaria; Actiniidae
Molecular function (GO): sugar-phosphatase activity
Source: RefSeq, a predicted model, not a curated record
AACGAGUUGUUAUUGUGGCUGUAGCUUUUCGAUUAGCUACWCCGUCUGAACUUUCUUCUUUUUUUGCUUUCUUUUUCAAAGAAAGAAAUCCUUCAGUAUGAAGCCUCGAAUACACUUGUUCUUGUUUACCUUUUGAUUCUCGACCAUCUUUGGUMGACUUUGAGCGCGCUUCAGGGCUCAUUCAUUCUUCGUUUCUUUAUAUAUACCUUCACCAAAAUGGUUCCACGUUCUAACCAUUUGAUCGCAGACGAUGUAAGAGGCCUUGUCUUCGAUUGCGAUGGCACUUUACUCGAUACUAUGCCUUUACACUGGAGAGCUUGGUGUAGUGUUUGCAAAGACACGGGAUUGAAUUUCACCAAAGAAGAUUUCUAUGUCCUUGCUGGCGUUCCCGGCAAGAAGAUUAUCAGCGUUCUCGCUUUACAACAGGGAAAAAUUCUAGACGCUCAAGAAGUCUACGAAAAGAAGAAGAACUAUUUCUUAUCAGAAUUGUCUUCUGUUGGUCCCAUUGCAUGUGUUUUGAAGUAUGUUUACGAAGCCAACCAACGCGGAAUCCCUGUAGCCGUGGCRUCGGGUAGUUCCAAGAAGCAGGUUGAACAAGCUCUGACCAAUGCUCGUAUACGAGAUUUCUUUGACUUUGUACUUGGGAAUGAAGACUAUGCUCAUCACAAACCUAACCCUGAAGUUUAUCUGAAAGCAGCAGAACAACUUGGAUUAGAACCAUCACAGUGUUGGGGAUUUGAAGACACAGACAUUGGGUUAGAAUCCAUCGAAAGAGCUGGAUACGCAAAAGCUAUUGACGUAAGAUUACUACCAGAAUACCCUGAGAAGCGACCCACAUUAAAUAAUGAUUCCACAGCCCCUUCAAGUCGAAGACUCAGACGUGCACUAACAGUUGGAUAGUAAUAGCAAUAUAUUGGUCUUAAUUUACCCGUUCUUUUUUUAACCUCAGGAUUUAUAUAAUCGUAAGCUUUUUCCAGAGCUAAAUAUAAUGACAAUUUUAAUGCAUGCAGGAUAUUGUAUUCUACGUUUUUAACUUAUCUGUGUAUUCUCAGCUUCUAGUUGAAAAGAAUGUGUUAUAACAUUUGAUUUUAUAUAUUGAUAUAUUUAGCUUAUUUACAGAUAAAUCAUUUAAACAAUCACAUAUGAUUUUUUUUWAAACAAAAUGGGAAACAGCAUGAAAUCACAUCGAAAAUAUUUCAAAAACAGCAUUACAAAAUUUACUGAACAAUGUAGGAAUAAUAAAUGCUAUGUACAAGGCACAAUAAUAAUUCUAGUAAGCCAGAAUAAUUAUAUUUUCAACAAAUAUAUUAUAGAAAUUGAGGUUCAUAGUAUUUAAGGUAUUUCCAGAUAAGUCAGACACACUUUGGAAAAUAGGUUAUGUACUUGGUCUAUAUUAGAAUAGAUUCAUUAGUUAGGAAAGGAAUUUUGUAUUACUACGAGUAAUGUAACAUAUAUUUGUAGGUGUAUUUGUUAUUGAAGACAAGCUUUCUAGAGCUAUUCAUCGUACAUCGAGUCUCGGAUAUAAUAUAUAUUUAAGCAUACCAAGAUAUUGCUAUUGCUAUUGCUAUUCCGCACAAACAGUAAGAUUGAUGUAGUAUUAUCAUUUUCUUUUAAAAAAUACAUCCUAAGAGUUGGGCUUCAUUUUGAAAAUAUGGGAAGGGAAAUGGAACGAAAAAUGGGAGCAAAGGGCAUUUAAUGUUGGAUGUCACAAAUGGAAAGUUUUGUURAAUAAAUUUAAGAGGAAGAAGUA